Ceratotherium simum simum (southern white rhinoceros) is the source of this 1896-nucleotide messenger RNA. RefSeq lists its product as uncharacterized. Lineage: Eukaryota; Metazoa; Chordata; Mammalia; Perissodactyla; Rhinocerotidae. The record is from RefSeq and is a predicted model, not a curated record.
UCUAGGAGGUCCCUUUCCCCUUCCUUGGACCUCUGUGAUGCGUUCACCUAGCAACAGCUUCUUUGAUGUGCAAACAUUCUACUGGCAAAUCAUGCAGGGCAGCCACUCAUAUUGGUGGAUUCAUAUUUCUUCUGGGAAUUGACCUUGGAUUUGGAAUUUUCUCUUGUGUCUGAUAUGGCUUGUUUUGAUCCACCUCUUGAAGUGGUUCCACCCAAGAACCCAAGCAUGUACAACAAAAAGGCAGCUGACCCAGUCCGUCCUGACCUUGCUAGUUUGUUGGUGAAAAAUACGAAUCUUUUAGCUGAGCUAAGAAAUCUUCAAAACAAACUUUUCAUAAAAGAAACUUCAUUGCAAGAGAUGAAGAGUGAGCUAGAAAGUUACAAAGAAAAUAAUGUGCAACAGUCAUUCCAGAUAAUGUCCCUGAAAGAUGAUAUCAAGGACCUACAGGAACUUAUUGCUUCUCUAACCAGAAUUAAAUCUUUGAAAAACACCAAUAUUCAGAGUCUUGAAAGAGGCAACUGGGAUCUAACUGAAAGAAUUUUAGAGCUAGAAAACCGAUUAAGAGUACAUCUGGUUGAAAGAGAAAAGGCAGAGCGAAAAGCAGACCUUUUGGAGAAAAAGUUAGUAGGUGCUAACAAAUUCAUCCCUUAUAUGAAUGUAAAAGGACAAGAGGAUUCCUUGGACAGUUUCAAGAUGAAGGAUAAGGAUGAAGCUAUCCUGGCCAAGAACUUUGAGAAAGAUAUUUUUCACUCUGAAGGACCAAAAGAUGGACAGAAAAUUUGGGAUAAAUAUGAACAAGAUUUGAUCCAUAAGGAAAAACAAAAAUAUGAGUUAGAUAGACCUCCAUAUUUAUUCAGCUGGGAAACUAAAACUGUGCAAUCCCAGUAUCAGAAGUUCCUUGGUCAGCUGGCUAGUCUUCUGAGCAACAGUGUUGUCCCUGUACCAGCCACGGAGGAAGCCGUGAAAGAGAGGAUUCGGGAAAUUGGUGCAAAUGAGCAAUCUUGGAAGUCUAGGACGGAAGGCCUUCAGCAGGAAAUUCAGAUGCUCACUCAGCGGCUGGAGCAGCUGCAUCAGCACUGUGAAGACGCUGCUCAAGAAUCAUCCCAAACUGAAGAAAAGUGUAAGGAGCAAAAAAAAUCCUUGAAACAUCUGGAAGGAAAAAUUGCUCUUAAAGACUUUUUUCAAGGGAGAUUUGACUUGGACAGGAAGAAAGAAAACUCCAGGACUAAGAAUUCCCAGACAGACGAAUAUGGCAAGAUGUUCAAACAGCUAGAGAAAGACAAACAACAAAUAUUAUUGAAUAUUCAGCAGAAUUUGCAGAUUGCUACAACUCAAAGAUUAGAAGAGAAAAUUCAGAAACUUCAGAAACAGCUCAGUGAUUUGAAAUUGUCAAAUAAAAAUAUGAAAACUCAACUGACAAGAGUAAAUGUCCUUAAAGACAAAACAAUUGAAAAGCUCAGGCAAUCUUUAACACAAGUUGAAGCAAUGCAAGGGAAGGCAGUUAUGAAAACAGACAAGUUGAAACCGACAUUAGACUCUGCUGAGCAAGACACAAGAUGGGACAGAGAGAGGGCCCAUCAGGUGUUAGAUGCUGUCCCUCCUGAGCUCUGCACAGCAAAGAGCACAUCUGAAGAAGUAUCAGGACAACAAGAGCUUGUUGACUUUCGAGAAACUAUUAAGAAGAUCUUGGGAUUUAACAUGAAAACAGCAGACAAGAAAAUCAUCAAUCAUCUAAGGCUUAUUGUACAAGUUUAUGAAGCACCUAACAAAUCAAAGAUUACUUCUGGUUGUGAGACUGGACAGCAUAAUGAAUAAAAAAGUUCUGCCUUUUCAUUGCUGUCAACAAGAACUCAGCAGAUAUGGACAUUUCCUUCAGCAUUUUGAACAUGGCUAUGU